AUGCGAAAGAAGGUCGUCCUUCACGCUCUUCCGACCGUCAUUGUUCCGUUUCGUUACUGGUACUCCGCCAUCGAUCGGAUUCAUGAUAACUAUGAGGAGCAAACCUUCAAGAACAUCCAAGGCUCCAGCCCGGGCAUCGCUGCACUCUCGGACCAGGUCCGAUGCCUCAAGGCCAUCGAACGCGGCAAUGGGAUUCCUGUCAUGUCAUGCAUCGGUGGUGUCCCCUUUCGCAUGGACCCAGUGCACGACACCUUUAAGGCCAUGGAUAUGCGUCUUCCUGCCCUUCGUGCCUCUGCGGCUUGGAACCCUCAGAAAGUCGAGGGUUAUCAUCGAUAUGCUCUCCCACUGGAGAAUAUCCUCAGCGUAUCACGCACAACUUACCUUCCACGAGGUCAAGCUCCUCCCGAUGACGAUGGGUCUGAUGUUGCAGGGCCAUCUACUGCCCCUGUAGCACCAGUGACCCCGACGUACUACAACAUCCAGUUGGAGAAAGAUAUGCCCAUCUUUUCUCGCCUCCCCAAGGUCAAGAAUGUCUCUCUUAUCGUCGAGAAUGUUGGUCGUGAAUGGCACAUCGAUGGUUUCCAGAUGUAUGGCCCUGACAUCGUCGGUCCCCGACUCCACGGGAAUAGCUGGGGUGCUCGUCGCGUCGGUGAACAUUCCACUGAAGCCGAGCAGUACUUCCGCAGCCGUGGCAUUCGUGCAGACGCCGGAAUUCUAUGGGACUUCCCCAACAAUUGGGACUACCUUAGUGCUCCUGAGGACCGCUCAACAUUCUCAACUGCAGACGCGCGAUUCUCUGCACCCAACAUCGGCUUCUACGGGUAUAGCCGAGGGAACAUCUCCCUCGGCGGAAACUGGGCCGGUUUCCGGUUCUGGGAUGCCAGUAAGACAGUUGAGUUUAGCCCCCUGUCUUGGCCGGAGGUAGAACCUCUCAUCGAAGAGUAUUAUUCGGUUGAAGAACGUGGCUACCAUACGAGUCACCCUGGGUUUGUCGCCCGUGUCUGGAUCAUUCGCUUGAACAAGGAUGUUGAGCAGACGGAGCAGCCUCACCACCACUGGAUUGAGGUCAAAGAGCCUGGCUUUGGCGAUCCGGAGUGGGUGGAGCAGAUUGCCGCGACGUGGAAGAUGACGCGCGACAUGCUUUCUCGUGUUCGUGGCGUUUCCAGCAUUGAACAGGACGAUGAGCGCAACGUUGCCAUUGGAAACUACUGUUUCCAAAUGGAGCCUGUCCUGUAG
This is a messenger RNA of Fusarium redolens, 1236 nucleotides long. RefSeq lists its product as uncharacterized. Bases 1 to 1236 code for a protein of 411 amino acids. NCBI's taxonomy places the organism in Eukaryota, Fungi, Ascomycota, Sordariomycetes, Hypocreales, Nectriaceae. The record is from RefSeq and is a predicted model, not a curated record. The transcript is spliced from 2 exons.